Helianthus annuus (common sunflower) is the source of this 2009-nucleotide messenger RNA. Its product is annotated as reticulon-like protein B17. The record is from RefSeq and is a predicted model, not a curated record. Lineage: Eukaryota; Viridiplantae; Streptophyta; Magnoliopsida; Asterales; Asteraceae. The transcript is spliced from 8 exons. Bases 673 to 1098 code for a protein of 141 amino acids.
ACUCUCUUCAUCAAUCAAAAGUAUCCCAACUCUGCUCGUCUUUCACCAUUACCAUAAUAAUUGAAUAACUGAAUUCCAUCAUUUAAGCCUCUCCAACGGAAAGUAAAGAGACGCCCGCUUCACUUCAUCUUCCCCUAACCUCUCCAAUCCCAUACACACUACAUAGCCUCUCUGCUUUGCUCUCGGUGCGAACCAACGAACCACCACCGCCUGCCUCUGCCGGGAUUGUGGGUGCUCCGAUUGCAGUCAACAGGUAUGUUGACUGAGGGAGGGAGAUAUUAUAGAUGCUGGUUAAUGAUCUGAUCAUGUGGAAUGAUGUGGCAAAAUCAACACUUUGAUUCGGGUUUGGGUGACUUUGUAUCCUGUCAUCCUGUUUCACAACCGGUGUUAGUUUCAGCAUGGUUGCUUUGGUAUCUCAAUUGGGUCUUCUCUGUUUGUGUGUUUUGUUCAUCUCCAACAUGAUUGCGCAAAGGAAUGGGAUUGAAAGCAAGAGAGAACUAAAGCUUAAAGAAGAGGAUAUUCUAAGAGCUGCUAGAGUUAUACUUCCUGCAGUAAAUUUUGCAAUCUCAAAAGCCCGAAAGUUGUUUUCGGGCCAACCAUCCACGACCCUUAAAGUAAAUCCAUAUCCACGACUCUUAAUGCAUUGCUAUAAGAUGUUAAGGAACAUGGUGUAUGCUUUCAGGUUGCACCAUUGUUGCUUCCGAAUAUGGUCAUAUUGCAACAUUCAAGAGGCUUUGUGCACUUGGAUUCUUUAUCGGCUUUACAGGCCCAAAACUGUACUCAUUGUACUCAGACCAAAUAUGCAAGAAAGUAUGGAGUGGUUGUUCUCACAAGAAAAUAGUUGCAGCAUCAGCAGCCACAACCUUUUGGAAUCUUACUUCCAUUAAAACCCGAAUUUUUGCAGCAUUCAUAAGCUUGGUGAUCUUUAGAUGGUGUAGACAAGAGUUGACAUGGUCUAAAGAAGACUCUACAAUUAACUUAAGGUCACUAACACUUGCACGAUGCUUGGGGGUUCGUUUCACCUUAACUCUAGGGGGCUGUCUUAUGUGUAUAGUGUACUUGUGGGUACACCUAUGGGUACCAGACAAUCAUUCUUGACUCACAUUUACAUAUAUGGUCAUUUGGACUUUAGCAAAAUAUUGUAGGCUGUAAUGGGCUAAGUAUUGUUUUCGAUUUGUCUCAUUGGCAAAAAUGAAAAGAAAAAGAGUGGAUUAUUUCAUCUUGAAGAAAACUAAAAGGGGUCAUAUUGUUAGGGUUGUUCACUCUUAGGUCUGGCCAGUUAUGAUGAAAAUCAUGGGCUGAAUUGCUGAUAACGAUUUGGGAAAACGAUAAAAAUUCCUCAUUUGUUAAUUACUUCUAUAAAAAAAAUUUCAUUCAGUUAUUGUUUUAACUGGUUUUUAUAAAAGAUUUAUAAAGUUUGGCUUGUUACAGAAAAACAUUUGAAGUCCUUUUUUAUAAACUUUCUGGCUUUAUAAAUACUCAGUCUUAGACAUAUCUUGUAAGCACCUGGUUAAAUAAACUUCACCUGUUGAAGAUUGCACUAGGAUAAACUGAAGCAUCAUAGUUGGCCUCAUGCUCUGUUGUCAAAAAAAAAUGAAGUAAAUGAUUUAUCAAACUUAUUUGGGCUAGGCUUUAAUACUAUUCUUGGUGCAACUGUACCUGAAAAUAGAUAAUCACUCAAAUGAGGCUUUUUUUUUUUUUUUUUUUUUUUUUUUUAAAUUUAAGGGAUUUAAUCCUGAGCUGCCCCUAAAUUCCGAAAUUAUCAUUUAAUGAUUUAAUGUGAACUCUUGUUAAUUAUCACAACCUUUUUAUGUUAAAUAUUUGGAGCAUCUAAUCACGUGAUUUGGAAUAACAAUUUGCUUUGGUUCUUGCUUCUUAGACCUUUUGACACUACUCCAGAUCCAAAAAUAUUCCAAUCUUGUUUUCUAUAUCCAAAGUGUAUUAAAAUCAUGAGUGUUUUUAUCCAACAGCAAUCAAGUUUUUAGAGUAUUUCGUUAAAAUUGAUCGAA